GCCAUCAAGCGCGGUUGCAGCGCUGGCGUGAGUUAUAGCAACUGUUGCCUUGUGAAUAAAGCGCCGUAGUCACCGUAGUCCUGGCGACUGUUACCCACCAACAGCUGCUCACAACAACAGCAACCGAGAUGCUGCCUGACCUUCUGUGUGUUUCCAGCUUUUUCUGUUUUUAUGCCAUAAUGAAAAAGCAGAAGCUGGUGGAAUUUGAAGAAUAUGAACAGUCUCUUCAGAAUACUGAAAAGGGGUGGAGAAUCUAUAUCUGGUGAUGGCAUUGUGGGUGAUAGAAAGUACCUGUUCAGUGUGCAGCUGAGAGGUUCCUGCCAAUACUGGUAUUAGAACUCACAAUUGGAGCACAAAGGUCACAAUAGCCCAAUAUGCAGACUUCUGAGGCUGGUUCAGACACCACUUCAACAGUGACAUUGCAGACCUCGGUGGCAGGACAACAGGCAGUGCAGGCCCAGGUGGUACAACAGGUUCCAGUUCAGCAGCAGGUACAGCAGGUGCAGCAUGUCUACCCAACACAGGUGCAAUACGUGGAAGGGAGUGAUGCUGUUUAUACCAAUGGAACUAUGCGAUCAACUACCUAUCCCUACUCGGAGGCCCAAAUGUAUAGCCAAAACACUGGAGGAACAUAUUUUGACUCCCAAGGAAACUCCGCCCAGGUGACAACAGUUGUCUCGUCCCACAAUAUGGUGGGUGCUGGUGGUAUUCCAAUGGGUGUCACAGGCGGUCAGAUAAUCAGCAGCUCAGGGGGUGCCUAUCUUAUAGGCGGGUCAAUGGAUGGAUCCAAUCACCCAGUCAGCCACACAACACGUGCUUCUCCAGCCACGAUUGAAAUGGCGAUUGAGACACUCCAAAAGUCUGAUGGUUUGACAGCUCACAGAAGCACUCUUCUCAACAGCCAUGCAGGGAUGCUACCACAGAGCCAAGCUGUUACUGUGAAGAAAGUGGAAAUGGAUACUUGGAAGAAAGCUGUCUUGCUUCAGUGGUUACUGGACAACUAUGAAACAGCAGAAGGUGUCAGCCUUCCUCGAAGCACUCUGUACAACCACUAUCUGCGUCACUGUCAGGAGCAGAAGCUUGACCCAGUGAAUGCAGCUUCUUUUGGGAAACUUAUUCGCUCCAUUUUCAUGGGUCUGCGUACCAGGCGGCUAGGCACAAGAGGAAACUCAAAAUAUCACUAUUAUGGCAUCCGGAUCAAGCCAGACUCCCCACUAAAUCGCUUACAGGAAGAUAUGCAGUACAUGGCCAUGAGACAACAACCCAUGCAUCAGAAACAGAGAUAUAAGCCUAUGCAGAAAUUGGAUGGAAUAGGGGACGGCUUCGCAGGAAGUGGACAACAGGUUCCAAAUUCUGCAGAACAAACCAUUGUAGCACAAAGUCAACAUCAUCAGCAGUUCCUUGAUGCCUCCCGUGCUCUUCCUGAAUUUAUAGAGCUUGAGGUUGGAGAUAGUUCCUUGUUGGAUGGCAUUACUGUUGAGGACAUCAGAACACUACAGAUUCUAUAUAGGGAACACUGUGAGGCAAUACUGGACGUAGUAGUGAAUCUUCAAUUUAGCCUCAUUGAAAAGCUAUGGCAAACAUUCUGGCACUAUAGUCCAUCCCCUACACCUGAUGGGACUACUAUCAAUCAAACAAGUGAGAAUGAAAUAGAAGGUAGACUUCCAAAGGCAAAGCUUAUUGCUCUGUGCAAGAAUGAUUCCGUCCUCAAGUGGAUGUGCACCUGCGAUCAUGUAAUGUACCAGGCUCUGGUGGAAAUCCUUAUCCCGGAUGUCCUCAGACCUAUUCCUAGUGCCUUGACACAAGCCAUUCGCAAUUUUGCAAAAAGCCUUGAAGGAUGGCUGACAAAUGCCAUGAACAAUAUUCCACAGCAAAUGGUUCGCACCAAGGUUGGAGCUGUAAGUGCCUUUGCUCAGACACUGCGUAGAUAUACAUCCCUCAAUCAUUUAGCUCAAGCUGCUCGAGCAGUGCUGCAAAACACAUCUCAAAUUAACCAGAUGCUGAGUGACCUCAAUCGUGUAGAUUUUGCCAAUGUCCAGGAGCAGGCUUCCUGGGUGUGUCAGUGUGAUGACAACACAGUACAAAGACUGGAACAUGACUUCAAGAUGACUCUUCAGCAGCAGAGCACCCUUGAGCAGUGGGCAGCCUGGCUUGAUAAUGUGGUGACACAGGUACUGAAGCCCUAUGAAGGGAGCCCUAGCUUUCCCAAAGCUGCUCGUCAAUUCCUGCUUAAAUGGUCCUUUUACAGUUCCAUGGUUAUUCGAGACCUGACCCUACGGAGUGCAGCAAGUUUUGGUUCUUUCCAUCUGAUACGCCUGCUGUAUGAUGAGUACAUGUUUUAUCUGGUGGAGCACAGAGUGGCUCAAGCUACUGGGGAAACACCAAUCGCUGUGAUGGGAGAGUUUACUGAUCUCAGCAUGAUGUCUCCAAUGAACAUGGACAAAGAUGAAGGAAGUGAGGUUGAGAGCGAAAUGGACGAUGAACUAGAAGAUUCUGGAGAACCACCUUUCAAGCGAGAGAAAAUAGACCUAAACCAGACAUUACAAGGGCAGGUCACCUCUACAACCCACACCUCCAAUCUCAUCUCAUUGAUUGAAACACCUGACUUCGAGAGCUUCCGUAGAAGGCAUUACCCCAGAGCUCCCACUUUAACAGGCAUUCUGGAUGUUCCCUGUGCCUCAUCCCAAGAUGUCUUCACCUGAUAUGUCCUUCCAGCGCACUUCCAGACUUCCAGCAAAGUUAUGGCAAGGGAUUUUUUUUUGUUACAUUAGGCUAACUUCAUGUUGCCAUAAAUAUAUUUGAUUUUUAAAAACAAAUAAAAUGAAAUGCCAUGUAAUUCCUACAUUAUAUUUUGAGGAAAAUUACAAAUACAACGCUACCAUAAAGCAACACACACUAAGUGCUGGAGGAAUUUAGCAGGUUAAGCAGCAUCUAUGGAAAUGAAUAAACUGUCAACAUUUUCAGGACUGGGAAGGAAGGGGGAAGGGGUGCCAGGGGGAAAACAUGUUGGGGGGGAAAGGGAGAUGAAGGACAGAUAAAAGAUGAUAGGUGAAACCAAGUGGGUGAGAAAGGUAAAGAGCUAGAGAAGAAGGAGGAGAGUGGCCUAUAGGAGAAAGGCAAAGAGGAGGGGACCCAGGGGAAAGUGAUAGGCAGGUGACCAGAGUGGGGAAUAGAAGAAGAGAGGAUGGGAAGAGGGAGGAAAACUUUUUUUACCAGAAGGAGAAAUCGAUAUUCAUGUCAUCAGGUUGGAGGCUACCCACAUGGUAUAAAAGGUUUUGUUUCUCCAAGCUAGGAGUGGCCUCAUUGUGGGAGCAGAAGAGACCAUGGACUGACAUGUGAGAAUAGGAAUGCAAAUUGGAAUUAAAAUGUUUGGCCAGCAGGAAGUUCUGCUUUCGGCAGAUGGAACAGAGGUGCUCAAUGAAGCAGUCUGCCAAUUUACGAUGGUUCUUGCCUAUGUAGAGGAGGCCACAUCAGGAGCACCAGACAUCAUCGAUGACCCAGCAAAUUUGCGGGUAAAGACUGUAAACAUGUUUUUCUUUUGUAAUAUGUUCUGCAGACCAGUUCACUCUCUACAUUAGCUCUUUAAAUUUGAAAUGGAAAUGGAGUGAUCAACUCUUAUCUGCUGGUUUUGCUCUGCUCUGACAUCUUGUGUGAACUCCGGUCUCAGGAACUACUAUAGAGUUACAGACCCUCAGAGGCUGAAGUCAAGACAACAGGAAGAUAGAAAUUUUCAUCAGUUGCUUAAGUGAAGAUCAUUACACAAACCUUAGAUACUGGAAAUCGAAAGUUAAAAUAGUAAAUGCUGGAAAUGCUCAGUAGGUCAGGCUGCAUCAGUGAAGAGUUAAUGCUUCAGGUCAAAGAUCCUUUGACAGAACUGGGAAGGAGAGAAGCUUGUUGAGACGCAGAGAGGGUGGGCUAGUGACAGGGGUAAAAAACAGAAUGACCACGGGAAUAAGAUUUAGACGAGGUUCUGUGCUCAGUUAGAGACACCGUUUAAGUGAUUUUCACAUUGUUACUGUGGAGUUUUAGUUAACUAGACAAGUUUCUUUAAAAAAACAAAUAUUGCGUUCUGUAGAUCUGCCAUUGCUCUCUGCAAUAUCUUGAUCUGCUAGCGCAUGUUGCUCUCUCAUCCAAACUCAGUAGCAGAAUCAUUUGGUCUCUGAACAGCAAGUUAACCAUGUCAAUUCCAAUUGCAUCCAAUAAUAUUAAUGAAGGUAAGCAUUCAACACCUUGAACAAGUUAUCAGCCUAAAACCAAGCCCAUGUAAUUUUUCUCCAAUGCAUCCCAACCAAGGAACAAACAAACCUGCUGGAAGAACUCCACCGAUCGAGCAGCACCUGUGGGAGGAAAGGAGUUGCUGGCUUUCGGUUAAAACCCUGCAAUGGGACUGAGAGCAGAGAGGCGAGGCAAAAUGGCCAGCGGACAGGAGGAUGGGAAAGGUGAGAAAGGACUCUGAGGCAAUUGGUGGACUGAGGGGCAUGUAGUGCCAGAUGGCAGAGGUGUGCAACAUUGGAGAUGGAAAUCUAUGGCAGGUGAAUGAUAGGCCUAUAACGACAAAGGGAAAAAGGAAAAGUUUGUGUGUGUGUGUGUGGGGGGGGGGGUGGCGGGG
Molecule: messenger RNA, 4609 nt
Organism: Hypanus sabinus (Atlantic stingray)
Lineage: Eukaryota; Metazoa; Chordata; Chondrichthyes; Myliobatiformes; Dasyatidae
Gene: rfx3
Product: regulatory factor X, 3 (influences HLA class II expression)
Exons: 22
Coding region: 375-2702 (775 amino acids)
Biological process (GO): regulation of transcription by RNA polymerase II
Cellular component (GO): nucleus
Molecular function (GO): RNA polymerase II cis-regulatory region sequence-specific DNA binding; DNA-binding transcription factor activity, RNA polymerase II-specific
Source: RefSeq, a predicted model, not a curated record